UUAACCCCAUGGCGCCGCCGCCUCUCGUCCCUUUAAGGGUUUCAGAAGCCGGGAGGCGGGGCGGGGUUUUAGGGCCAUUCACAGCGGUCACAUGAUCGGGAAAGGUCCUGAUCGCAAGAGGAGAUUGGGACCUUUCCGUGAGUACCGGACAUGUGUGCUGGGAGCGCGCAGGGCACACGCUCUCAGCACUUAUGUUUUUCUUAAUUGCACGCAAAUGUGCGGCCACUCGGCGUCAAGGCCCAGACGCCUGGAGGCCGCAUAUUUGCGUACGGCAGGUGCCAAGUGGUUA
Molecule: messenger RNA, 289 nt
Organism: Staurois parvus
Lineage: Eukaryota; Metazoa; Chordata; Amphibia; Anura; Ranidae
Source: the annotation of a GenBank genome assembly